AUGCUUUUCCCCAGAGAUGAGCAGAGUCACCCGCCCCCCAGCGACCACAUUGAGGAGCCAUCUCCCAAGCGCCGCAAGACGGUCAGUUUCUCGGAGUACGUCGAGCUACGAGUGAUCGACGCGACGAACGGUUCGCUAUUGAGCUCCGAGGCCAGAAAGAUGAGGAACCGCCGCGAUGGCCUACCGGACAGGAUUGAGCGCGAGUUCCAACUCAUCGACAGACGUCUUAAAAUCCUCCUUUCCAGGGGCUUCUUGGGCGAUACCCUGGCCCACAAUGUCCCGGCUGUCCAAAACUGGACUUAUUAUGCCGUGACAGAGCUGCUGAACCAUUUCUUGAGGGAUAAACAGACCGCCCGGCAUAUGUGCUAUAUCGCUAGGAAAUUAGGACGCCGCACUAGCUCGAUCUAUCUGGCGCUGGCAAGGAUUUUCAAGAGGAUGGAAGACCUGGCGAAAGAGCAACUCGCCGAGGAGAAGGACGACUACGACGAUGACGACAGCGACGAUGAUGACGAUGGCGAUGAAGACGACGAUGAGGACGGUGAUUGGGAAGAUGAGGAUUACGAAGGCGCACAGCCCUUGCCUUUUAGACGACAGGAGGACACUGACGACCAGGGAGACACCGAGGAGCAAGAGGACACUGAUGACGAGGAGGAUACCGAGGACCAAGAGAAUACCGAGGACGAGGAGGACAUUGAGGAUGAGGAGGACACCGAGAUUGAGGAAGAUGCCGAGGACCAGGAGAACACUGAUGCCCAAGAGAAUACCGUGAUUCAGGAGAACGAAGAGAAGGAAGAGAACGAGGAGGGAAAUGGUGAGAUUCACGGCGACGAACACGAACAUCGGGCCAUAGAAGCCAGUCAAGGUGGCCUCGAAAAGGUUGAGGAGAGUCAAGAGAAGAGCAACGAGGAGAGAGGCAAACCUGUGGGUGACCAGGAAGCCUAA
Molecule: messenger RNA, 942 nt
Organism: Dichotomopilus funicola
Lineage: Eukaryota; Fungi; Ascomycota; Sordariomycetes; Sordariales; Chaetomiaceae
Exons: 2
Coding region: 1-942 (313 amino acids)
Source: RefSeq, a predicted model, not a curated record